AGGCGUACGAUUCGCUAGAUCCGAACGGGAACAUCACCAUAAAAUGGGAUCUUAAAGAGUGGACUCCUGAUGGUUAUGUUGCAAUGGUCACAAUAUACAACUACCAGCAGUUCCGGCACAUAUCUGCGCCCGGGUGGCAGCUGGGGUGGACCUGGGCCAAGAAGGAGGUCAUCUGGUCCAUGGUGGGGGCUCAGACCACCGAGCAGGGCGACUGCUCCAAGUUCAAGACCAACCCUCCCCAUUGCUGCAAGAGAGAUCCCACCGUCAUCGAUCUUCUCCCGGGGACGCCGUACAAAGACCAAGUCGGCAACUGCUGCAAGGGAGGGGUUAUAAGCACGUUUAACCAGGACCCGGCAAAUGCCGCCUCCUCCUUCCAGAUCAGUGUAGGCCUUUCUGGGACUACCAAUAAGACGGUUAAGCUGCCCAGAAACUUCACUCUUAAGACCCCGGGCCCGGGCUACACAUGCGGCCGUGCUACUGUUGUGAGGCCCACCAAGUUUCUCAUCGGUGACGGGCGCAGGACGACCCAAGCUCUUAUGACAUGGAAUGUAACCUGCACCUACUCCCAGUUUCUUGCUCAGAAGACCCCAACCUGCUGCGUAGCUCUCUCGUCGUUUUAUAACAACACUAUUGUGGGCUGCCCAACAUGCUCUUGCGGCUGCCAAAACAAUAACACUCAUCCAGGGAGCUGUGUAAAUCCCAACUCACCUUAUUUACAAUCCGCCAUCGAUGGCCCUGGCAAGUACACCGGCCAGCCUCUUGUCCAGUGCACUUCCCACAUGUGCCCGGUAAAAGUGCACUGGCAUGUGAAGCUCAACUACAAGGACUACUGGAGAGUCAAAGUAACCAUCACAAACUUCAACUACCGCAUGAAUUACACAGAUUGGAACCUGGUUGUCCAGCAUCCCAACUUCAACAACAUCACAAAGCUCUUCAGCUUCAACUACAAGCCGCUCUCCCCGUACGGAGGCCGCAUAAACGACAGCGCGAUGUUCUGGGGAAUGAAGUUCUACAAUGAUCUGCUCAACCAAGCCGGUCCGUUCGGAAACGCGCAGACGGAGAUACUUCUGCAGAAGGACCCGGAGACCUUCACCUUCGAGAAAGGGUGGGCCUUUCCGCGGCGUGUCUACUUCAACGGCGACAACUGCGUCAUGCCGCCUCCCGACGCCUAUCCGUGGCUGCCUAACGCGAGCCCUCCGAUGAAGCAACCGUGGACGCUCGAGCUCUUGGUGUUCUGGACCGCGCUGGCCGCCCUGCUGGCCUACUAUGUCUGAUGAGCGGUGUCGGCGAGCUUCUGUCGGGUUCCACGAGGUGCGCGGCGAAGGGUCAUCUGUUCAUUCGGUUCCACAGUUGCAUAUAAGAGACGGGGUGAGGAAUGCUGAUGUGUGUAUAUGUGUUCUGCUAAGUUAAAUAGGGCCAAAAAUUGUAGUGGCCGCAAAGCUUUGGUGAACUGAUCAAUUGAAUUGUAUGGCUGUAGUAAAUUAAAUGUAUGAGUUACAUAAUUAUGCUUGGGUGAAAUGGAGGGGAUGCUGUUGGUCA
This is a messenger RNA of Triticum urartu, 1539 nucleotides long. The record is from RefSeq and is a predicted model, not a curated record. NCBI's taxonomy places the organism in Eukaryota, Viridiplantae, Streptophyta, Magnoliopsida, Poales, Poaceae.